AUGCGUUUACUAUCAACUCGUCGCCUAUUAGUUUUAUUGAUUAUUGUUACUUGUCGUCUCAUCUAUAUUUACUAUAAACACAAAUCAAUGGCAAUAGAACCUAAGAUACCGCAAAUUCUGCCAUCAAACAGUAUCAAAUCAUUACUCAAACAAUUUUUCACUCCUGGAAUCACAUUAAAAGAAAUUCAAAACUGUUGGAAUCGAUUAAUGAGUGCCUGGGAGAAAGUCCUGAUGAAAUUUCUCACUGACGGAUGUCAACACUGUCACCAUGAUAUUUAUAACAAAUGUUAUACUUCAAUUGAUCUUCAACUCUACAUCUUUUCUUUGAAUAGAUCAUUUUAUCCGUACGAUGAACGUAUUCGACCGAAUGGAAUUGGUUUGUAUUAUAAUUUUAACUUGGAAUUAAUUCGUUCGGGAAAUCAUUCGAUUCUAUCAACAAAUGUUAAUAUUUGUGAUUAUUUUCGUAUGAUACAAUUAUUGAUGCAUGUACAAAGUAUUCUUCAUAGAUUAAACAUAGGAUAUUUUAUAACAAAAGGAACUUUUAUUGGUUCAUUACGACAUCAUGAUAUUAUACCUUGGGAUGCUGAUAUAGAUUUUUUUAUUUCUCAAUCAUCGGCGUUCAAACUGAAACGAGCUUUUCAACAAAUGAAUCGGUUCAUCGAUUCAGAUAAUGGAGAGACUUUUGCUAAUAUCAAUGAAAAUGUUGAUCUGAACCAGAAAGUUUAUUCCAGUGAACCGUUGUAUCAACAGGAUCUUUUUGUUCAUCAAUUCCAAAACACUCGUCGUGUCACAUCAUAUAAAGUUUUCUCGAUUCAUUCAACUCGUGUCGAGGGUACCUAUUAUCGAUGGCCGAAAAUCGAUAUUUUCCCGUAUCAACAAAGUCGUACACACGUAUUUGCACAUCCCCGACAAGAUCAUAAUCUUGGCACAAUGAAGUAUCUCGCUAAGACCGAUAUCGAACCGUAUCAUCUCCGAUUGUUAGGCCCUUUAUUGCUGCCCAGUCCACGACACAUUCAUCCCACGCUCAAAGCUAUGAUACGAUCGGGAAAAUCAGAUGUAUUCAAUGUUUGUGAAGGCAAUAAAUUUUUACAUCGUGAAAAUCGUGCUACAACUGAUCUACGGCGUGUUCCUUGUUAUACCCUGACUUCACAUUAUCCUUUCGUUAAAAGUGGCUACAAUUCAAGUAGUAAUUUGUGCUCAGAAGCAGUCGUAUUUAAAGAAAAGACUCAUAGUUUGUUUUUAUAUGAAUGUAAGGAAAGUCUUCGACGAACAUUGGAUUAA
Adineta ricciae is the source of this 1281-nucleotide messenger RNA. NCBI's taxonomy places the organism in Eukaryota, Metazoa, Rotifera, Eurotatoria, Adinetida, Adinetidae. The record is from the annotation of a GenBank genome assembly.